CAAGCGCGAGCAGAGGCGUGUUGGUGUUUACACUGAGCCAGCCACGUCCAAAAUUGAGUAUUUUCCUUCUCUUCGCCGCUCUGCCCGCGCCCGUAAACCACCUCACCUCCGUCCCAAAGAGCAGCCAAAACCCGCCAGCAACAUGCCCUCCGCAGUGCUGGACGACGACAGCGCCCGCGCGACUGACUCCGGCCCUCGUGCUCCGUCAAGCACUGCCAGCUCGCCCGCCCUGCUCCCCGCCUUCACGCCUCACAACACGCGUCCGACCCGUCCGGCUGACUCCGCCGCCGCCGCCGUCGACCGCGACGACGCAGACCACGACCCACGCGACCAAGCAGACUCGUCCCGCACGAGCGUAGACAUCCACGACGCUGUCGACAGCUCGCCGCUGAAACCCGCGCCGCCGUCGCCGAACGCGCUGCCGCCGUCGACGGCCCCAACCUCUGAUCCCGUCUCGCCCCAGCCAACGUCGCCCGUCACCUCGGCCGCUACAGCGUCUGCCGCUGCCGCUGCCGUGCUCGACUCGCCGACCCCGUCACCGAAAAAGCGGACCGUGUCGGGCUCAAUCAAAAGUCCCGAGAAACCCUCGAGCGACCGCAUUCAGCAAAUAUCCGAGAACCUUCGCGCGCGUCUCUCGCUCGCGAUGCUCAAAGUCCAGCACGGCUGGACCGACCAGUCUCUCGAAGAGCUCGAGCAGACUGCCGCAAAGAGCCCGCGCCAGCGUGAUCACCCGCGACGGAUGAGCAUACCGCCGCAGACCUCUGCGGAGACUACUACCCCAAGGCCCGCGAGCUGGGCCGGCUUCGCGGACCAUAAGCGGACAAACUCGGCGCCGCCGGCCGCGAACGGGAACCUAGUGUCCCCUCGAGCGCCGGCUGCGAGCUAUUAUCACCAGCAGCAGACAACAGGAUUGCCACCCCACAGCCAGCAGAAUCCGACAUCGGUCUCGCCCAGUUUUUAUGCCCCACCAACACAGUCCUCCCCUGUAUACUACUACCAACAAGCGCACCCGCCGCCUCCUCCGUUUGCAAACUACAACGAACAACAGGUGUACUACGAGCAGCAGCGGCUAUACGACCAACAGGUCUACGAAGAGCAACUCCGGCGAUACGAGCAGCAGCUCCGGCUCGCAAAGUAUCGCGAGCCAGACUUCCUCCACGACACCGACGCCGCGCACGAACGCGAACGACAGAUGCCGUACUACUCCUCCCACCUGAAAAACACGUCGCUGCCCCCGCCACUGCCACCCCAGCAGCGCUACUACGUACCCCCCGUCCCACCACCAGGCUACCGUCCCGCGUCCUUCGCGUCGCCCCAGCCGCAGUCGCCCGAGCACCACCGGCGAGGCUCGGUCUCGCGCGGCCGAAAGUCUCAGUCGUCGCUGUCGCCCGAGAUCGCGCACUCGCGCCUGUCGCCGAUCCAGACCUCCACCGGCGUCCCUGUCAGACCAGACGGCUUGCCGGUCCUGGGAACGUUCAGCAACAAGGUACCGCCAGGCAUCGCCCGCAACAGCACGAGCCCGUCUCCGCGCAAGGCGAAACCGAACAAGACGACCCGUGCUCGGCCGCAUAGUGGACACUCCACCUUCCCUCCCCUGACAUCCAAGCAAACCGCCGACGCCGCCGCCGCGAUCACAGCCGCCGCCGCCGCCGCGGCCGAAGAGUUGAAGAAGGAGGAACUGAGCGGCCGGCGACGGGGAAGCGAUAGCAGUAGUAGCAGCAACACGGACGAGGCCUCGCGGCAAAAGAGCGAGGUCGACGCGAUCGAGAGCUUGAUGUUUUUGUCUAGUCCGACUGCUCGAUCCGGACGGACGUGGAAGGAGCCGAGGGAGGUCGUGACGAAUAGCAGACGGUGACCGGAGGGCGGGCAGUGGAGGUUGCUGGAGGCCUUGUAUAUUUAUUUACUCACAUUAUGUGAAUUUUUGUUUUUUCCGUACUUUCCUUUUUUUGCUCUUUUCUUUUGUUUGCCAUUCUUGGAGUUUUGCGGUGUUUUACUUGCUGUCAUAGCUUUACCUGGAAGUAAUAUCUAAUAGCUCGCGUCAACAGUCCUUUUGAAGUUACCAAAACAAUAAAACUGCUCAUUCUUUUACU
Molecule: messenger RNA, 2090 nt
Organism: Myxozyma melibiosi
Lineage: Eukaryota; Fungi; Ascomycota; Lipomycetes; Lipomycetales; Lipomycetaceae
Exons: 2
Coding region: 143-1855 (570 amino acids)
Source: RefSeq, a predicted model, not a curated record